ACAGCAAUGGCAUCUUUAGGAUUGCAGAUUUUGGGCAUCGGGCUGGCAGUGCUUGGAUGGAUUGGAAACAUACUGAUCUGUAUGCUGCCCCUGUGGAAGGUGUCUGCUUUCAUUGGGAACAACAUCGUGGUGGCUCAGACCAUCUGGGAAGGACUGUGGAUGACCUGUGUGGUGCAGAGCACGGGUCAGAUGCAGUGCAAGGUCUAUGACUCCCUGCUGGCUCUGCCUCCGGACCUCCAGGCGGCUCGGGCUAUGGUGGUCAUCGCCAUCCUGUUCUCUCUGUUUGGCUUGCUGCUUUCUGUGGUCGGAGGGAAAUGCACCACCUGCAUUGGGGAUAAGGUGGCAAAAGCCAGAGUGGCCAUCUCCGCAGGUGUUUUCUUCAUCCUGAGUGGGGCUCUGUGUCUGGUGACUGUGUCUCUGCCUGCUAACACUAUCAUAAAGGACUUCUACAACCCCAUGGUUCCUGAUGCGCAGAGGAGGGAGUUGGGUGCAUGUUUGUACAUGGGCUGGGGAGCAUCAGGACUGCUGCUGAUCGGUGGUGCUCUUCUCUGCUGUCAGUGCCCGUCAGGAGGAGACCGCUAUAAUGGAGCAAAGUACUCUGCACCUAAAUCUGCAACACCUGGGAAGGAGUUUGUCUGAGUUGCUGUAUUACAUGAGAAGCAGCGCCCUUUGAGAAGCACUUGACUUUACAUACAAACCUGCUUAUCUAGUCGUGAUUUUCGUUGUGACUAACAUUUUUUUUACUAACACACUGCAGCCUUCUGAAAUAUACAACUCUAAAGUAUGUGCCAUG
Messenger RNA from Micropterus dolomieu (smallmouth bass), 793 nucleotides. Its product is annotated as claudin-4-like. Gene Ontology annotation, molecular function: structural molecule activity. Gene Ontology annotation, cellular component: plasma membrane; bicellular tight junction. The transcript has a single exon. The coding region runs from base 7 to 639 and encodes 210 amino acids. The record is from RefSeq and is a predicted model, not a curated record. Gene Ontology annotation, biological process: cell adhesion; bicellular tight junction assembly. Lineage: Eukaryota; Metazoa; Chordata; Actinopteri; Centrarchiformes; Centrarchidae.